UGAUGAAUAAUUCUGCCACCUCUUCAUCCAACCAACAAACAUCUUCGACGAGUGCUUCGUCAUCGGCAGGUACUGCUAAUAGUGGAGGAGGACAGUCGGGUGGUUCUGCUGCUUCUGGUGGUUUGAAUCCAACAAUGAUCGUGAAUAAUUCUGGAAAUACAAUUGCUUGUGGAGAUUUGUUCUAUGCAUUCUUUAAUCAACCACAUCAUCAACAAAAUGUCAAGUCUGGAUCUUCCUCAGCUUCUAUGAAGCAACAACAACAAUAUAUUCAACAAUUACUUCAGGAAGAUGUUGAUGAUUUCCAAAAUCCUAGUUCCAAAAUGUUCAAGAGGUUUUUAUAUCAAAUGGUCGUAAACCAAUUAAAACAUGAUGGAUUCCAAGGAGCAGCAAAUGCUGUCUCUGAAGCUCUUUUCUUGGAACAGGACAAUCAACUCUUUGAAAAGGAACCACAACGAUUGAGUGAAUUACUUCUUCUUGGUAUGGAAAAGGAAAAGGAAUUGAAAUACGAUAUCUUUGUAGAACCAUCAUCCAAAAAGAAUACUAAGAAGAGAAAGUCUGAUUUUGCUUCACAACAAAAUCAUGUCAUUACACUCGGAGAAAACAUUCACAAGAGUGUUCCAACAACAACAUCAUCAUCAUCUUCACAAGCACAAAAGGAAGGAUUAUCUGCUGAUGGUUUGGCUCUCAAGCAUUGUAAUUUUACAACCAAGUUUAUUACAACUCACAAAGGAGCUGCUAGAUGUGCCAAGUUUUCAAAUGAUGGAAGAUAUGUUGUCACAGGAUCUUCUGACUGUUCACUCAAGUUAUUGGAUGUUUCUAAAAUGAACUAUCACCAUCAAACAAAGGCAGAAGUUGAAGAUUAUUCAAAUGCUCGACCUGUCAUUAGAACUUUUUAUGAUCACAUCAUGCCAAUUAAUGAUGUUGAAUUCCACCCAUAUUUACCAGUUAUUGUUUCAGCUGCUAAGGAUAAUUCCAUUAAAUUUUUCGACAUUACAAAGCCAACUGUAAAGAAAGCUUUUCACACUAUUGAGGAGUCUCAUAAUGUUAGAACUAUUUCUAUCCAUCCAUCUGGAAAUUAUUUACUUGUAGGAACAGAUGAUACAGUCAUUAGAACUUAUGAUUUGACAAAUAAUUACAAAUGUUAUACAUCUUCGAAUACAUACGACAAUCACUUUAAAUCACUAAAUCAGGUUAGAUAUUCACCAGACGGUAAAAUGUUUAUCAGUGCAGGAAAGGAUGGUGCUAUCAAGAUUUGGGAUGGUGUAACUGGCAGAUGUGUUACAACAAUUCCAAAAGCUCAUGGUAAUUCAGUUUUCUCUGUACAAUUCUCUCAAAAUUCUAAAUAUUUCCUCUCUGGUGGAUCUGAUUCUAUUGUAAGGAUAUGGGAUCUUUCUACUGGUAAACAAGUGAGGUCAUACGAACCACCAAAACCUCAAGAAGUCAACUAUAGGGUUCAAGCUAGUUUCAAUUUUAACGAAAGUGGUGUUAUGUCUUCUUUCCAUAAUGAUAUUAUCAUUUGGGAUACUAGAAUGUCCAGUAUUUCACACCAAUUAUCAGGACAUAUUAAACCUGUUCGAUGGAUAGCCUCUUCUCCAGUGAUGCACUCAAUCAUGUCUUGCAGUGAAGAUUUGAGAGCUCGUUUCUGGAAUGGAGAAUAAAUAUUGUUUUAUU
Messenger RNA from Naegleria gruberi, 1671 nucleotides. RefSeq names its product WD40 repeat domain-containing protein. Lineage: Eukaryota; Heterolobosea; Eutetramitea; Acrasida; Naegleriidae. The coding region runs from base 3 to 1658 and encodes 551 amino acids. Gene Ontology annotation, molecular function: protein binding; RNA binding. The transcript has 2 exons. Gene Ontology annotation, cellular component: mRNA cleavage stimulating factor complex. The record is from RefSeq and is a predicted model, not a curated record. Gene Ontology annotation, biological process: mRNA 3'-end processing.